UACGUGUCAGGGGGAACUUUAACAUAGUCGUCCUUGCUGUUGUUUAGUAAGAGAAAGGGACUCGCAUUUACAUCAGUGGGGGAACUUUAACAUAACCGUAUUGAUGGUUAACCUGUCUGCUGCGAUUGGCUUUCACUGGUAGCCUGGUAACAUACACUCCCAGGUCUUUCUCUGCCUCUGUGGUGGAUAGUGGAGUGUUUCCCAUGUGGUAUUGGUGUGCUGGAUAUCCCUUCACUGGUAGCCUGGUAACAUACACUCCCAGGUCUUUCUCUGCCUCUGUGGUGGAUAGUGGAGUGUUUCCCAUGUGGUAUUGGUGUGCUGGGUAUCCCUUCACUGGUAGCCUGGUAACAUACACUCCCAGGUCUUUCUCUGCCUCUGUGGUGGAUAGUGGAGUGUUUCCCAUGUGGUAUUGGUGUGCUGGAUAUCCCUUCACUGGUAGCCUGGUAACAUACACUCCCAGGUCUUUCUCUGCCUCUGUGGUGGAUAGUGGAGUGUUUCCCAUGUGGUAUUGGUGUGCUGGAUAUCCCUUCACUGGUAGCCUGGUAACAUACACUCCCAGGUCUUUCUCUGCCUCUGUGGUGGAUAGUGGAGUGUUUCCCAUGUGGUAUUGGUGUGCUGGAUAUCCCUUCACUGGUAGCCUGGUAACAUACACUCCCAGGUCUUUCUCUGCCUCUGUGGUGGAUAGUGGAGUGUUUCCCAUGUGGUAUUGGUGUGCUGGAUAUCCCUUCACGGGUAGCCUGGUAACAUACACUCCCAGGUCUUUCUCUGCCUCUGUGGUGGAUAGUGGAGUGUUUCCCAUGUGGUAUUGGUGUGCUGGAUAUCCCUUCACUGGUAGCCUGGUAACAUACACUCCCAGGUCUUUCUCUGCCUCUGUGGUGGAUAGUGGAGUGUUUCCCAUGUGGUAUUGGUGUGCUGGAUAUCCCUUCACUGGUAGCCUGGUAAAAUACACUCCCAGGUCUUUCUCUGCCUCUGUGGUGGAUAGUGGAGUGUUUCCCAUGUGGUAUUGGUGUGCUGGAUAUCCCCUCCCAAGGUGCAGGACUUUACAUUUUUCUUCACUGAUUUGUAGCAGCCACUUUUUGUUCCAUUCCUGUAGCUUGGUGAUAUCUUCUUGUAGGAAAUCCACAGUCAAGGGGUUAAGUUGCUGGUGGGUAACUCUUGCAGGGAGGGUCAUAGUGGUGUGAAUCAUGAUAUGCCAACACUCUCUGGUU
This is a messenger RNA of Eriocheir sinensis (Chinese mitten crab), 1208 nucleotides long. RefSeq lists its product as uncharacterized. Lineage: Eukaryota; Metazoa; Arthropoda; Malacostraca; Decapoda; Varunidae. The transcript is spliced from 3 exons. The record is from RefSeq and is a predicted model, not a curated record. Bases 204 to 1181 code for a protein of 325 amino acids.